Messenger RNA from Danio aesculapii, 1106 nucleotides. RefSeq names its product dickkopf-related protein 4-like. The transcript is spliced from 4 exons. Bases 37 to 585 code for a protein of 182 amino acids. Lineage: Eukaryota; Metazoa; Chordata; Actinopteri; Cypriniformes; Danionidae. The record is from RefSeq and is a predicted model, not a curated record.
CGGUCUCAUUGCGGUUUGGACAGUUUGCAUGCAAAAAUGCAGAUAGUUAUUGUUUUGUUUUGGUUGUUUGUUAUUUCUGUGGUUCGGUGUCUGGAUUCAAACAUUAUCCGCUCCUCCAGGGAAAUGACCAUCUCUCAAGAGUCAGUGCUACACUUACGGAGUGACACAGUUGCAAAUUCUCAUAAUUAUGUUAGAAGAAGCUCAGCUCUCCAGGAAAUUAGAGAAGUUUUGCCUCCUGGGCAAGACUGCACCACUGGACAAGCAGCUGGAUGCAAAGGCUCCAAGAAACCACAUAAUUCUAUGAAGACAAAGAUUCAGCUGGAUGGCCGUGGAAAUAAAAAAGUACCGGAGAUGUCCCCUUGUGUGCGCUCGCGGGACUGCGAAGAGGGUCUUUGCUGCGCGCUCUACUUGACCGAAAGGAGAUGUCAGCGCGUUCCCGCCCUCGGUGAGGUAUGCCUGCUGCGGGGACGCGCCAAAUUCCGCCGGAGACUGGACCGCUGCGACUGCGAGAAGAGCAUGCAGUGUCGCGCGCGACCCGACAGCCCUCGUGGACAGGGCGUUUGUCUCCAUGAUGCGAGGAACUAGUAGAACUGUUUAACCGCAGGCAGCUGGCUAGGCGGAACAUGAUAUAUGAGUUAUGAAAUACAAAUAAAGCGUUUUAUAUCAUUGUUUUGCCUAUAAAGUGAGAUGUCAAUACAACAUCGGCUAUAAUGAUAAAAUCAAACGCACUGACGAUAGCGCGAGGUUUUGUGAUGUUUUUUCUUCCCUGCACCUUUAAAACUGUACAAACGUUUGAGUCGAGAGCCCUCUGCCGGGCAUUUCAGUGAGUAAAUAUUUGAUGUGUUAGUCAUGGUCUAGUGUUUCCAAACACACUUCCUGGAAGGCGUUGGUUGAGCUUCUUUCUAUACAGCAUGAAGAGGAAUUUGGCAAACACAGUAUAUAUCAAUAUAAUAUAGCCAAUAUGUACAUUUCUUGUCAUUUCUGUCUACAUUCUUCGCUCAUCUUCUAACGUUACUUUUUUUUGUUUCAAUUUCAUGCCAUUUGUGUCUUUUUUCAUGGUAUUAGCCUGAAUGCAUGAAAACAAUAAAUGCAUUAUCUUUGUUUAA